AUGGCUUUUAACGAUGGUGCUCAGUUCUCAACCAAGGACCGUGACAACGACGGGUCAGAUAUCAGCUGCGCCUACUUCCAGCACGGGGGUUGGUGGUUCAAUGCCUGCAGUAGCGUGAACUUCAACGGCCGCUGGGCCAGCAGGGAGAGCUGGAAAGGCAUGAGGUGGAGCAGCGUCACGGGGAACGCCGCCUCUGGGAGAUUCGAGCUGAGAUUUGAUUUCACUUACCAGGGAUACGACUACUACGCCACCUACGACACAUUUGUGCUGUCCGGAGAAUCAGAAAAUUACAAAUUUUGGACAUCCGGAUUUGACGGCAAUGUGUGGAACGUCAUGGCUUUUAACAAUGGCGCCUCUUUCUCAACCAAAGACCGUGACAACGACGGGUCAGAUAUCAGCUGCGCCUACUACCAGCACGGGGGUUGGUGGUUCGAUGCUUGUAGCAGAGUCAACCUCAACGGCCGCUGGGCCAGCAAGGAGGACUGGAAGGGCAUGAGGUGGAGCAGCGUCACGGGGAACGCCGCCUCUGUCUCCUUCAGCGAGAUGAAGAUAAGACCCCUGGACAAGUAA
Molecule: messenger RNA, 570 nt
Organism: Aplysia californica (California sea hare)
Lineage: Eukaryota; Metazoa; Mollusca; Gastropoda; Aplysiida; Aplysiidae
Product: ryncolin-4
Exons: 2
Coding region: 1-570 (189 amino acids)
Source: RefSeq, a predicted model, not a curated record